Messenger RNA from Melitaea cinxia (Glanville fritillary), 1228 nucleotides. It is a transcript of the gene DnaJ-6, whose product is annotated as dnaJ homolog subfamily B member 14. NCBI's taxonomy places the organism in Eukaryota, Metazoa, Arthropoda, Insecta, Lepidoptera, Nymphalidae. Gene Ontology annotation, cellular component: endoplasmic reticulum membrane. Gene Ontology annotation, biological process: cellular response to misfolded protein. The record is from RefSeq and is a predicted model, not a curated record. Gene Ontology annotation, molecular function: Hsp70 protein binding. The coding region runs from base 167 to 1228 and encodes 353 amino acids. The transcript is spliced from 6 exons.
UUUCUCUAUCCAUUGACGCAUGAAGCUGCAUUAAGCCUACUCUAAUGAUGAUUAUUUAAAAGUAAAACCAAUUUAAGCUAAUUAAAUUUGUGUAUUACGCCGGACGAUUGUCGAAACAUAUCGUCGUAGUUGCGUGUUAAUCUCAAGAAACUUGUGAACCACCAAUAUGACGAUCGAAGGCAACAAGGACGAAGCAGAAAGGUGUAUCGAAAUUGCGCAAAAUGCAUUUACUGCUGGAAAUGUUGAAAAAGCUGAACGCUUCUUGCUUAAAGCAGAGCGACUGUACCCUACAGCUCUUGCCAAAGAACUCUUAACGAGAGUCAGAGCUUCAGCCACUUCCGGAAGUGUACCUAAAAAAACGCCACCAAGUAGCCCCAGCGCUGAUGAUUUGAGGCGGAGAAGGACACCUACACACCAACCAACUCAAAGAGAAUAUACUGCGGAGCAACUAGAAGCCGUACGCAGAGUGAAAACCAAGUGUAAGGAUUACUACGAAAUAUUAGGAGUGACCAAAGAGGCCACUGACUCAGACAUAAAAAAGGCCUACAAGAAGUUAGCUCUGCAGCUACAUCCCGAUAAGAAUCAUGCUCCCGGUGCGGCUGAAGCUUUCAAGGCAAUAGGCAAUGCGGCAGCCAUACUCACGGACCCCGAGAAACGCAAGCAGUAUGAUAUACGUGGUGAAGAACCCACGCACACCACACAUCACCACCAGUAUUACGCGAGGGGCUUCGAGUCCGACCUCACCGCUGAGGAGCUCUUCAACAUGUUCUUUGGGGCUGCUGCAUUCCCUGCAGGCGGUCCAACAGUGUACACUAGGCGACGUGCGCGCGAACCCGAACCGAGAGACAAUCACGCCGGUCUCGUACAACUGUUACCAGUACUAGUACUAGUGCUACUGUCCAUGAUGUCCGGCUUCUUCAUCAGUGAACCAGUGUACAGCCUCAGUCCCAGUCCAAAGUACCCCGUACCGAGGGAUACUGUUAACCUGAAGAUUCCCUAUUAUGUGAAAGAGAACUUCCACACGGACUAUCAGGGCUCGUUGAGGAGACUUGAGAUGGCCAUCGAGGAAGAGUAUAUAGUGGGGCUGCGGCACGCGUGCCAGCGCGAGCGCAACUACCGCGACAGCGCGGCGUGGAAGGCGCGCAACUUCGGCGACGCGCGCCACGCCGCCGAGGCGCAGCGCGUGCGCAUGCCGUCCUGCGAGAAGCUGCAGCAGCUGCAGCGGUAA